Passer montanus (Eurasian tree sparrow) is the source of this 1962-nucleotide messenger RNA. It is a transcript of the gene CDK5R2, whose product is annotated as cyclin dependent kinase 5 regulatory subunit 2. Gene Ontology annotation, biological process: activation of protein kinase activity; positive regulation of cyclin-dependent protein serine/threonine kinase activity; brain development. The coding region runs from base 132 to 1094 and encodes 320 amino acids. The record is from RefSeq and is a predicted model, not a curated record. Gene Ontology annotation, molecular function: protein kinase binding; cyclin-dependent protein serine/threonine kinase activator activity. Gene Ontology annotation, cellular component: protein kinase 5 complex; cytoplasm. The transcript has a single exon. Lineage: Eukaryota; Metazoa; Chordata; Aves; Passeriformes; Passeridae.
CCAGAGCGGGCGCGGCGGAGCAUCCUCGGGCACCGCGGCCCCGGUGCGGGCCGCCUCCCCCGCAGCUCCCGGCCUCAUAUGGGCGGUGCCGGCGCCCCGGCCCCCGCACGCCCGUCCCGCUCGGCGUUAGCAUGGGCACGGUGCUCUCCCUCUCCCCCGCCGCCUCCUCGGGCAAGGGCGGCGGCGGCGGGGGGCUGCUGGCCGAGAAGGCGCCGGGCAGGGUGCCGGGCAAGGGCGAGAGCCGGCUGAAGCGCCCCGGCGUGCUCAUCUCGGCGCUAACCUGGAAGCGGCUGGUGGCCGCCUCGGCCAAGAAGAAGAAAAGCACCAAGAAGGUGACGCCGAAGCCCGGCGGCGGGGCCCCGGGGGGGGCCCCGGGCCAGCCCGACCCGCUGGUGGUGCAGCGCAACCGCGAGAACUUGCGCAAGUCGGUGGUGGGGCCGGCCGACGGUGCCAAGCAGGGCCCGCUGGCCGUGCCGGUGCCCACGGUGCCCUCGGCGCCGCAGGAGCUGCACCCGGGCUCCGGCGGGGGAAAGCCGCCGCCGCCGCCGCCGCCGGCCGGCAGCCGCCCCCCGGGAUCCCCGCGGCGCGUGGUGGUGCAGGCGUCCACCGGAGAGCUGCUGCGCUGCCUGGGGGACUUCGUGUGCCGCCGCUGCUACCGCCUGAAGGAGCUGAGCCCCGGGGAACUCAUCUCGUGGUUUCGCAGCGUGGACCGCUCGCUGCUGCUGCAGGGCUGGCAGGACCAGGGCUUCAUCACCCCCGCCAACCUGGUGUUCGUCUACCUGCUGUGCCGGGAAGCGCUGCGGGGCGAAGACAUCGGGAGCCAGGCCGAGCUGCAGGCCGCCUUCCUCACCUGCCUCUAUCUCGCCUACUCCUACAUGGGCAACGAGAUCUCGUACCCGCUGAAGCCCUUCCUGGUGGAGGGAGACAAGGGGCGCUUCUGGGAGCGCUGCCUGGGCAUCAUCCAGCGCCUCAGCGCCAAGAUGCUGCGAAUCAACGCGGACCCGCACUACUUCACGCAACUCUUCCAGGACCUCAAGAGCGAGGGCGAGGGCGGAGACGGGUCCAAGCACUGGACGAUCAGCCUGGACCGCUAGGGAGGUACCAGGCCCCCGGCGCCGGGGGCGGAAGGGGCCGCGCACCGAGGGGCGGGGGAGGCGAAGGACUGCCGGAUUCCCCCCCCUGCCCCCGCAUCCUCCUCGCCUUCCCCCUUCCCCAGCCGCCAGUUCCACGGAGACGCUGCUUGGACCCUCCCUGCUCCGGAUCCGGCUGCCCUCCUCCCCCGCCUCCGACCCCAGCUGGGGGCUGCGCUCCGGUGCCCCGAGGCGGCGGCGAAGACCGGGGAGGGGGAGCGGCGCCCCUCCCGCCCCCGCCAAGGGGGAACCGGGGGGGCUGCGGGCGAGCGGAGGCUCCUGGAUGCGUUUUCUCUAGAAAAAAGGGGUGAAAAAAUGGGUGUGGGGGCAGGAGGGCUCGUGGGGGGGGGGAUUUUUGGGGGGUAGGGGGUGCAUGUGAACGAGUCCCUCGGCGCGGGCAGGGCCGCCCCGCGCCUCCGCAGCGCUCCCGGCGCUGUCCGUGGUGCUGGAGCUGCCGCGCUGAGCAGACAAAGGCGGGGAUUGCGGGCAGGGCUGGGGGGGUUCCUGUGGGCGAUGCCUUCCCCCCACCCCCCGCCCACGUGUGGUACAUGGGCCCCCUCCCCCAGCAUGGGCGACCCUGCCGUCACCCCGCGGGAGCCGCCCGCGCACCCCUUUGUUCGAGCCGCUGGGGGGGCGCCCACGCCCGGCCCCUCGGGUAAACCCCCCCGUGCGCCCCCGAAACAAGGGAUGAUGCCUCCCCCUCCUCGGCUUGCUGCGGGAAGAGGGGUCUGUGCCAGAGGAGGCCUAGGGUGCCCAAACGGAGGGGCCUGCUAUGGGAGGGGGGUCUCCUCUCCUCUUGCUUUGCUUCACUGGAGAAUAAAGAGGUGGCCUG